Molecule: messenger RNA, 1148 nt
Organism: Vitrella brassicaformis
Lineage: Eukaryota; Vitrellaceae
Source: the annotation of a GenBank genome assembly
AUGGAGGCAACCGAAAAAGAAAACCCCCAUACGAAAGGUAAGUUGGAGACGGAGGAGAAGAGCGGCAGGCAUGUGGAGCGUGACUUUCUCUGUGUCAGACCUGCACGAGGCCAUGGUCGAAGUCGACCUGCGCGACGAAUUCCACCUUGAUGAGGAGGUCGUCAAGGAGGAGAAGAACGAGGAAGGGGAGACGGCCGACGAGAGAGAGGAGGAGACGGCGAGCGAGGAGGAGGAGCACCAGCCGGCGGCAACAGAGGGCUGCCGAACGCCGCCCGCACCUCUGGUGACCCGGCGCAGCACCUCCAGCGGCGCCCUGGUGCUCCAGCCGGAGGAGGACCCCGAGGAGAGGCUGCUGGCGGAGAUGCUCGAGGUGACUAGGAGAGUCGGCCAGUUCAUGCAGGAGGUGAGCUGCACCGUCAAGGCCACCGUCAUGUUGAAAGCUUUUGACUUUCGAUGGUGUCCUGGUGGCUUCUCAGUUUGCGGCCAAGGGCAAGACGUUCCGGGAGCGCCUGCAGAGGUUGCGCCACAACCACCUGAACCAGGCGACUGGGAGCCGCCUCAGGGUGGCUUCUCGGGACAAGAAGCCCUCUCUGCCGCCGGUGCCCGAGAAGACGCCCGGUAUGCUAAGAGGGUGUGUGCAGGCAGCGUUGCGUCUUGCCAUGAGUCAUUCACUGUCUGCUUAUGUGUGUCUCUCUCAGCGAAGAAGGAGACACUGUCCAAGCAGAAGAUGCUGGACGGCAAGACCCCGCUCCCAGGACGGCGCCCACCCUUCCUCGUCGGCAUCCCCCGCCGCCCCAUUGACGGAACAUUCGGACCACCCCCGACAGUCACGCGGCCCAAGCCGCCCAAGCGGCCCGAGAAGAGAUCAAGUACGUCCGAUUACGACAUCUGCAGAUACAAAUCUCUUCACAAACGGUUUCUGCAUGUCUGGUGAUCAGAGAAAGCCCUUGACAAGGAACAACCCAAGACGGGCCACGUCUGAUGCUGUGGAGGAGGGUUGAGUGGGGAGGGAGGGUGGGGGGGCUGUGUUGUUUCUGUCUGUGGUGGAUUUCAGCCGUCCAGGGGGCGUGGCGUGUCUAUGUGAUGCGGUUCGAGGGUGUGAGGGUGGAUGGAUGGACGCGGAAGGCGGAGGGUCGCCGCAUGGAGGG